Molecule: messenger RNA, 3041 nt
Organism: Ruditapes philippinarum (Manila clam)
Lineage: Eukaryota; Metazoa; Mollusca; Bivalvia; Venerida; Veneridae
Product: retinol-binding protein 4-like
Exons: 3
Coding region: 511-870 (119 amino acids)
Molecular function (GO): retinol transmembrane transporter activity; retinoid binding
Source: RefSeq, a predicted model, not a curated record
UACACACUGUUACAUAGUGCUUAACACUUAAAUAUACCGGAUGAGGUUUUUUUAUAUUUUUAUAAUAAUACAUCUUAAUGGAUCAAAACAUAAACAGGAAAUCACAGGAUAUUCUAAUUAAAAUCAGUGCUUUAAGAAUUAUUAACACCAUAAAUAAUUGUACAAAAUGUCUUUGAAAGGAGCUAGCGCAACCAUUUUCACACGUAGAAAUAAAUGUCUUUUUUUAGCAUUGUUUUCAACAGUUUUAUUUUUUGUUUUAUUGUUAAAUAUUGGAGUAUUCACUAGUGUUCCGACAUAUACAGGCGAACUCUGUAAACUAGAUGAAAUACAAGUUCAAGGAAGUUUUGACAAGAAGAAAUUCUCAGGGAAUUGGUACGCAACUUUUACCAAAGGACUCGAUAAUUCCCUCCUAGCAGCUCUCCUCGACUUCUAUGAUGUAAAAGUUAACUUCAUUCUCAGAGAUGACGGAGAGUUUGAUAUUAAAUCAGUUGGGGGCAAGUUUUAUGGAGUAUGGUGUCCCCAGAAGGACUGGGUCAUAUGAAGGCAAAGGACUCUAAAUAUCCACAGAAACUAUCUAUAUUCUUUGAUACACCAACAGGGAAAAAGUUUGGCACCAAACCAGCAUGGGUUUUAAAAUCAGAUUACAAAAGCUAUGCAGUAUUGUAUUCCUGCUGGGAUGUAACAGAAGAUGGAUUUUGUCAAGCUUCAUCAGCGUAUGCUGUUGUCAUACAGCGUACACGUGAACCGUUACCUAGCAACACAAUGGAUGUCAUUAAAGGUGUAGUGACUAGGUCGUGCAUAAACCCGAAAGCCUUGAGACCCAUCAAACACGACGGCUACUGUAAAUCUAACCAAGAUGCUAUAAGCUGAACAAAGUACAUAAGCUGAGCUAUGUAGCACAUAUAAUACAUGGCAGGGGUACAGAAAUCUUGUCAUAUUUAUUUAAAUUUUAAGAAGUGAAGUAUAUGAAAAAUUUCUGAAGAUCACUUUGGUAUUGACUUACAAAAAGUUGUGUAAAAAUUGGGUAAAAAAUAGUGUAAAAAUUGUGUAUAAAAAUGGUGUAAAACUUGGUGUAAAAAUUGUGUUAAAAUUGUGUAAAAAUUGGUGUAAAAUUAGUAUAUGCUUUUUUAUUAACUGAGAGUAAAGUAUAUAUUAUCGUAAAAGCUUCAAGCAGCUUUCACUUAACAAGACAAAAUUAUAUGUUAAAUAACAAAUAGGUUAUACACAAUUUAGUUUAAAUUUAACAAAGAAAUAGAACUGUAAGUGACACAGAAGAGUCAUAUAUAACAAGUUUGUUUUACAAUGAUGCAUUAAUCACCUAUAUCUCACAUUACUAUUUAUUACUUUUCCUCAUUCAUUUGAUCCAGAUUUUGUUGUUUUUCUUUCUUUUUUUUCCCCCUUUAACAUGUUUAAUAAUGAAAUUUUCUUUCCAUGAUAAUUGAAUUGAGCUGAAUUAACUAUAUAUUUCAAAAUAUUGACUGUUAUAAUGGUUUAUGACCAUCAAUUGAUACAUGAAAAUGUUAAGGAUAAAAUAUAAAUCUGCCUAUAAUAUUAAAAGACAGUCCAACUCCUUUUAUAAAUUGAUCAUUAUAGGUAAUUUCCAUUGAUAUUUACUGGUAUUUCCUUGGGCUACACAAGUUAUUUAUCAUUAAUCUGAAAUAAACAAUUGUGGUAAAAUGUAAACUUUUUUUGGACUUUCACCUGUUCACUCAGUAGAUACCCUUCCACAGGCAUGUCACUUUAAAAAGGUGUAUGAAAGUAAAAUGAUUCCUGUCUUACAAGUGCUUCUAGAUAAGUUAAGUAAAAUUUAAAAUUGGAAGAGUACUUUCCAAAACCUUUGGGUUUAUUCAAAGUUACAUUUGAUUGACAAUUUAAUAGGCCUAUUUUAGAGUAAUGAUUGAACUGUCAGAAACAGACAAAUCAAAUACAUAAUGACACAAUCAUACAAAAUGACAUAAUAUUAAGUUUCAUUGUCGGCUAUAUUUAAUUAAAUUUAAAUUGUGUCCAUGAUAGACCGUAAUAUUUUCCUUCCUCAGACAUAACACCCACUGGUGUUUUUAGCAUGAUUUUGAGUACAUUUAAUAAGAAAUUGUUUAUAAUCAUAGCCUUUGAAAUUUAUAUCUCAUAUAUACCACAUAUAUAAUUAUUUCACUUACAGUAAAUCAUAUAUACUAUGUCACAAUGUGUACGAUAAGUAAGGGCUACCAUAUAGCAUAUUAUUCCUAUAUUAAUUUAUUAUUUAAACAUGCAGUACAAUGCAAUGUUACAUUUUUUUUUUUUUCAUAAUUAUUUCAUUUUUUUUUUUUUUUUCAUUUUGCAUUUCACCAUUGAAUUAUGUUUGCACAAAUUGUUCACUAUUGAAUUAUGUUUACGUAAACUGUGUAAGGUCAGUAAAUCAUACUAAAUGAAACAAAAAAAAAAUGAAAUAGUCUUCUUUAAAAAAGGAAAUAAUAAGAGUAUUAAUAUUACAUCUUCUUCUCCACAAUAUAAUAAUACCUGUAUAUAGAGAAUAUUGAAUGACUGUAGGUUCAAUACUAAAUUUAUUAAACAAGUUGAAAAAUUAUAAUACGUGAGUCUCAAAAACAAUAUUAUUUUAUUCAACAAGUUCAAUAAAUUCAGUAAUGAACCUACACGAAUAUAAUAUUCUAUUUAUCACAUAACUAAAAUACAAUGUUUAAAGUGAAAUAAGAGUCAUUUUUCAUUGACGCGCCUAUAAUGUAAAAGCUAAUAUUUAGCAAGUCUUCACACUAUGUUUGUCUAACGCAAAUGAAGUCACAUCAAAAUAUAUGGACAACAGUGCAAUACCAUUUUUACGGGUCGCAAAAUCGGCAUGUGUAUGUGAUAAAUCAUACAAUGAUAAAACAUUCUCCAUACAUUUUUCAAGACACAGGAAAGAUCUAUAUUUCACAAUGUUGUUAUUGUUUAUGUAACAUUAAAUUUUAUCUUCUGGAAAAUUCCAACAUAAUACUCCAAUUAUUGCAUGCUAAUUGGUUUGUCCAACCAUUUCUUUGUUUAAUUGUAAAUAAAAUGUUAAAAUAAAA